Molecule: messenger RNA, 4653 nt
Organism: Drosophila albomicans
Lineage: Eukaryota; Metazoa; Arthropoda; Insecta; Diptera; Drosophilidae
Gene: FER
Product: tyrosine-protein kinase Fer
Exons: 14
Coding region: 329-4363 (1344 amino acids)
Biological process (GO): peptidyl-tyrosine phosphorylation
Molecular function (GO): non-membrane spanning protein tyrosine kinase activity; ATP binding
Source: RefSeq, a predicted model, not a curated record
GUUUUCACUGAGCAUUCAAGGCAGACGGUUCGAUUCGUUUUGUUUUGCAUCGUUUCGUUUCGGUACAAUUGUGCUUAUUUUAUUUCUGAUGGUUGCGCGGAACACGUAUCUUUUAUUUUGGUAGUGUAGAGUUACUCAGUGGCUCUUAGAGCUGGCCAUGUGACGGUAAAGCAUCUAUAGUUGAGGAACGAGUUCCUAUGGUUACAGUGCGUCGGGUAUAUUCAACAGUUUGUUAAUUCUCUGCCACUUGUUACUCAUUGUUAAUUUUCAAAAAUAAUAAUAACAAUAAUCAAAUUCGAUCACUUCGAAAGUAAAUCAUAAAGCCAAAAUGGGCUUCUCAUCGGCGUUGCAGAGCCGUGCAGCUCAUGAAGCGUUGAUCGUCAGGCAAGAUGCAGAACUGCGUCUUAUGGAGACCAUGAAGCGAUCCAUUCAAUUGAAAGCCAAGUGCGACAAGGAAUACGCUAUCAGUUUGGCUGCGGUUGCUCAACAGGGACUUAAAAUUGAUCGAGCUGAUGACAUGCAAGGCAGUCUCAUCACAAAGUCUUGGCGAUCUUACAUGGAUGAGCUUGACCAGCAAGCGAAGCAGUUUAAAUUGAAUGCCGAACAACUUGAAGUUAUUUGCGACAAGUUGGCUCACCUCUCACAAGACAAACGCAAAGCGCGCAAGUCUUAUCAGGAGGAGCACAGCAAAAUUGCAGCACGUCUGAAUCAUCUGACGGACGAAGUAGUGCGAAAGAAGUCAGAAUACCAAAAGCAUCUGGAAGGUUAUAAGACGUUGCGCACACGUUUCGAGGAACACUACAUAAAAGCACCUGGUCGAAGUGGUCGCAAGCUGGACGAUGUGCGGGAUAAGUACCAAAAGGCCUGCCGUAAAUUGCAUCUGACACACAAUGAAUAUGUGCUUUCCAUUACGGAGGCCAUUGAAGUCGAGAAAGAUUUCCGCACAGUGCUGCUACCAGGCCUACUUGAGCAUCAACAAUCUGUCCAGGAAAGCUUCAUACUCCUGUGGAGAAAUAUAUUAUUGGAAGCGGCACAGCAUGGCGAUCUGACUGCUGAUAAAUAUAAAGAGAUCCAGAAACGCAUUGACACCGUGAUAGGCGGUAUCAAUCCGACCGAGGAGUAUGCAGAGUUCACUGAAAAACACAAAACAUCACCAACAACGCCGUUGCAAUUUCAAUUCGACGAGUCAUUAAUCGAAGAUAUACCUGGCAAACUGACCGCUAGCACUCUGACAGUUGACAAUCUGACAGUUGAUUGGCUACGAACACGACUAACGGAACUGGAAUUGGCGGUGAAGGAAUGCCAGGAGCGGCAAUUGAAGGUGAUUGAGCAUGUGAAUGGUGGCUCCCCGGUGGCCAAUGGAAGCGUCAUUUCCAAUGGUAGCAUGGCAUCUAAUGGCAUUCAGUCCAACAAGGAUAGUCAGAAUCGACAAUCAAAAGACCUCAAUGCACUGCGUUGUCAGGAAAAGCAGAAACAAAAACUAGUGGACAUGAUCAAGUUUUCAUUGAACGAAGUCGGCUGUGAGGAGCUACCGUCUGGUUGCGAUGAUCACCUUUCGUUAGAACACAACUUUAUCGAUCAUGGCUUCAAUAACGAACAACAGCAACAGCGCUCCAAUUCCACUAGCUCCCCAGGCAUGGGAAUUAUGAAUGAACUGAUGCGUAGAGGUGGAGUUCUCACUCUGCUGCGAGGACGUGGUCGUCACUUCAAGCGUAAGUCGACACCUCAGCCAACGACACCCAUGUCAAGAUCACGACAUGGCAGAUACUCGAAGCUGCAACCGCGAUCACAAAGCCUAGGAUCGCUUUCGGUAAUUAAGGAUGUGCGAAGUCCUGCACGUUACGAAACCAUUACUAACCCCCUGCGUUUGGCUGCCAGCGUACACUAUCUCGGCGAGGAGAUUGUGUUUAGCUCGAUGCCGUUACCUCCGUUACGUCGCACGCAAUGUUCUAUGUUGUGUUUGGGGGAGGACGAAAAGCUUCCGGAAUCGUUGCCAGCGUUCUUACCCGAUAUUGCUCCCGCCUCCGUCUCCAUUUAUUCCACAUGUGCUUCCAAUAUCAUAGCUUUAAGCCCGCUCAGCGCUUCAGUUUCUGUCAUUACUAAUACUAACAAUGAUCACCUUUAUUCGGAAUUGGAGACUAGAAAACCCAGCAAUGGCGAUUCGGACAGCAUUAUUAGCGCAGAAGAGUUAGCAUAUAAAAGUGUGCAAGUAAAAAUCGAAAUCAAUAACUUGGAUGCUAUUGACGACAGUUCAGUGCCUCAAAGUUCCAUUGACGCACAUCUGGACAAGAUUGAUGAGCUGAAUAGGGUGCUGGAUGAUCGCUACAAACGCAAUAUACACCCGCUAUCUCACAACGAUGUGAAUAACAUAGAAAGUGCCGAUGAAACUCAAUUACCAACUCGCUCGACACACGACGUUGCUGAUUGCCAAACUAAACGUAGCUCCAGCUCUAGCUCGGAAUGGCCUUUACAUCUUAGCCCUAAGGAAAGCGGCCAGACCAAAAAACGCUCAUUAUCUUUUACUCAAAAAUCAAUCAAUAACAUACUUAGUAACAUAAAGGAAUUUUCAAAAAGUCCACUGACACGCAUGACUAAGAAUCCGAUUCUUAGUGAGGAACCAAAUGUGCCAAAGAUACACCCUGAUAAGGCAGCCAAUUCGCAGUUUGCGAACAGCAUCGAGAGUCCAACUCAACACACUGCUCACAACAAUAAUAAUAUUAAUAUCAUUCCCAAUCCCUGUCAGUCGACAAUCAUCACCAGCACCACCGCGACAACCUUAACAACAUCAACAACAACAUCCAGUAAGACGCCGUCCAAGGAAAUAUCAAGUCUGAAAUUUAAAGUGCCAAAAAUACAAAAGCAAUCGAAAGCCAUUCGGAAUACAUUUCGUAGCAAGUUACUCAACUUUCAGUUGAAACGUUCCAAGCCCUGUAAACAGUGCACGAAGCGACGUCGCAUUCAUCCCAGCAGGAGUGUAUUUGACUUCUCUAAGCAAUUUGAAGCAGAUCCUACGGCACAGAGCGAUCAAGACCAAUUUUGUAGCUGUCCGCCACCGUCGGCAAAAGCGGGUGCAAUGGGAAUAUUGGGCCAGAACAUUGAGGCAUUUGCGAUGCACAGCUCUGAGAAUCUAAAUGAUAAUGACGAGGACAACGACGGUAGCAGCAGCGAUGAUAUGCUCAGCAUUAAAGACCAUUGUUAUUGCGUGCCCAGUUUGGCAGCAAGUAUUUCACUUUCUACAAAUCGUCCGCUUUACGAAGAGGAAUGGUUUCACGGCGUCCUGCCGCGCGAGGAAGUGGUACGUCUCUUAAAUAUCGACGGUGAUUUUCUAGUACGUGAGACUAUACGAAACGAGGAGAGCCAAAUCGUUUUGAGUGUUUGCUGGAAUGGUCACAAGCAUUUCAUAGUGCAGACCACGGGCGAUGGACACUUUCGCUUUGAAGGGCCACCCUUUCCCAGCAUACAGGAACUGAUCAUGCAUCAGUUUCACUCCGAGCUGCCAGUCACAGUCAAAUCCGGUGCUAUUCUCCGCCGUCCAGUUUGUCGCGAGUGCUGGGAGCUUAGCAACGAUGAUGUGGCACUUCUUGAAAAGAUCGGCAGGGGUAACUUCGGCGACGUAUACAAAGCCAAGCUAAAGUCUACCAAACAGGAUGUCGCUGUAAAAACCUGCCGAAUGACACUACCAGAUGAACAGAAGCGAAAAUUCUUACAAGAGGGUCGCAUCCUAAAACAGUAUGAUCAUCCAAACAUUGUCAAGCUUAUUGGAAUUUGCGUCCAAAAGCAACCGAUUAUGAUUGUCAUGGAAUUAGUGCCGGGUGGAUCCUUGCUUAAUUAUCUACGCAAAAACUCUAAUGGACUCUCCACACGUCAACAGAUGGGCAUGUGUCGUGAUGCUGCGGCAGGCAUGCGAUAUCUUGAGUCAAAGAACUGUAUACAUCGAGAUCUGGCUGCUCGAAAUUGUCUUGUUGACUUUGAGCAUACCGUUAAAAUUUCAGAUUUUGGCAUGUCUCGCGAGGAGGAAGAAUACAUUGUCUCCGAUGGCAUGAAACAAAUACCUGUUAAGUGGACUGCCCCCGAAGCUCUUAAUUUUGGCAAAUAUACUUCGCUUUGUGAUGUCUGGUCAUACGGUAUUCUGAUGUGGGAAAUAUUCUCUAAAGGCGAUACACCCUAUUCAGGAAUGAGCAAUUCACGUGCCAGAGAACGCAUCGAUACAGGUUAUCGUAUGCCAACACCAGAAAAUACACCACCAGAGAUGUAUCGGCUGAUGCUUAAAUGCUGGGCCGCUGAUGUUGAAUCUCGUCCCCAUUUUGACGAGAUCUACAAUGUUGUUGAUGCGCUAAUCUUGCGUUUGGAAAACAGUCAUUAAGAAAGCACAUUAGAUAAAUAGGGAGAUUGCAAUGUGUUUAAAAAUCUACUAUAUUUUCUAAAACAUACUCAAUGCAGUUUUUAUAGAGUGCUUUUAAAGUACGAGUAUGUCACUCCAUUUAGAAUUUAAAAACGAGACGCCUGUAUUUAUAAAAUACAAUAAUUUAUAAUAUACUAUAAAAAUACUUCGCAUCUACGCAUAUGUUUUUAAAAUGUGAAAGAAGUAGAAUGAUAUUUAUAUAAAAAUUAAUAUGAAUAUUGAAAUAUAUAUUUUAUAGUCGUUUAACUGAA